Molecule: messenger RNA, 1422 nt
Organism: Colletes gigas
Lineage: Eukaryota; Metazoa; Arthropoda; Insecta; Hymenoptera; Colletidae
Gene: Fen1
Product: flap endonuclease 1
Exons: 8
Coding region: 222-1367 (381 amino acids)
Cellular component (GO): nucleus
Molecular function (GO): DNA binding; 5'-flap endonuclease activity; manganese ion binding
Source: RefSeq, a predicted model, not a curated record
UACAUAAUUUUAGUACAGUUUAUAAACUGGUUUCACUUACAUGAAGUUGCAUCAAACGUAGAAUAGUGAUUUCAAAAGCCCGGCAACAACAUAUACUACAAUAAAUCCGGUGGGAUGCUACGUCACAAUCGUGAAUAAUAUUGGCGCGAAUCGUAGUAGUUUAUGCGAUCUUGUUCUCGUCAUUUCGGUGAUUGUAAUUUAAUUAAUUGUUAGUUAACGUCAUGGGUAUCUUAGGUUUAUCAAAACUAAUAGCUGAUAUAGCACCGCAUGCUAUUAAGGAACGAGAAUUGAAGCAUUAUUUCGGUCGUAAAGUAGCCAUAGAUGCAUCUAUGUGUUUGUAUCAAUUUCUUAUUGCCGUUCGAAGCGAAGGUGCUCAGUUAACAACAGUCGAUGGUGAAACAACAAGUCACUUAAUGGGCACGUUUUAUCGAACAAUACGCUUGGUAGAGAAUGGAGUAAAACCUGUAUACGUAUUCGAUGGAAAACCUCCAAACUUGAAAGGCGGUGAAUUAGCUAAACGUGCCGAAAAGAGAGACGAAGCACAAAAGCUUUUACAAGCUGCACAAGAAGCUGGGAAUGUCGAGGACAUGGAAAAGUUUAACAGGCGGUUGGUAAAAGUUACGAAAGAGCAUGCAGAAGAAGUUAAACAAUUGUUGCAGUUAAUGGGUAUUCCUUACGUCGAUGCACCGUGCGAAGCCGAGGCUCAGUGCUCUGCUUUAGUAAAAGCUGGUAAGGUUUUUGCAACUGCCACUGAAGAUAUGGACGCGCUUACUUUCGGAUGCAAUGUAUUGCUACGGCGAUUAACAUUCAGCGAAAGCAGGAAAAUGCCUGUACAAGAGUUUCAUUUUGAUAAAGUAUUAGAAGAUCUUGAACUAAAUCAUGACGAAUUUAUUGAUCUUUGUAUAAUGUUGGGUUGUGAUUAUACAAGCAGUAUUAAAGGCGUUGGGCCAAAAAGAGCCAUUGAGUUAAUUAAAACACAUAGAUCGCUCGAGAAGAUCAUAGAAAAUAUAGAUCUGAAAAAGUUCCCAAUACCAGAGGAUUGGAAUUAUAAGCAAGCUCGAAUAUUAUUUCAAGAGCCCGAAGUGUUGGAUCCUAACGAAAUUGAUUUAAAAUGGACAGAACCCGACGAAGAAGGUUUAGUUGCGUACUUAUGCGGCGAUAAGCAAUUCAAUGAGGAAAGAGUAAGAAACGGAGCAAAAAAGUUAUUUAAAGCACGAAAUACUUCUACUCAAGGUAGAUUAGAUACAUUCUUUAAGGUUUUACCAAAUUCAAAUCCUAUUAAACGUAAGACUGAAGAAAAAGUUGGAACAGUUAAAAAAGCUAAGAAAGGUGCAACAGGAAAACCACGUGGAAGAAAACCAAAAUAAUUUGUUAUAAAAGACUGGAGGUUUUUUAUAUUCGGAUAAAAUCGUUGUGAAUAAU